Messenger RNA from Arvicola amphibius (Eurasian water vole), 2251 nucleotides. It is a transcript of the gene Snx24, whose product is annotated as sorting nexin 24. The coding region runs from base 413 to 874 and encodes 153 amino acids. The transcript is spliced from 9 exons. Lineage: Eukaryota; Metazoa; Chordata; Mammalia; Rodentia; Cricetidae. Gene Ontology annotation, molecular function: phosphatidylinositol phosphate binding. The record is from RefSeq and is a predicted model, not a curated record.
GGCCCCGCCGAGCUCCACUCCGCCCGCGCCCGCUGCCCUCGCGCGGCCGAACCCAGUCCCCGCCGUGCACCUUGGGCUACGCGCGGGAGCGCGCGCGCCGGGAGGGCAGCGGGAGGCGGGGCGGCCUGCACGGUGCUGAGGAGCCGAGAGUGGCGCGGCCCCGCCGCGGCCAUGGAGGUCUACAUCCCGUCCUUUCGCCACGAGGACAGCGAUCUGGAGCGCGGCUACACGUUGUUGGAGAACAGAAUAGAAAGAUCAUUCCAGACUGACAAACUUAGUUUCUUCUCUUGUUGACUGGCAGCUGUAAGCUGUAUUUCCUUUCUGUCAUUUCAUUGGCCAGAGUUUCUUCUGAAAUACUAAACAAUCGUGAUGCGCUCUGCUGCUUGUCCAGGUGUUUAAAAUAGAAGUGCUAAUGAAUGGAAGAAAACAUUUUGUUGAGAAAAGGUACAGCGAAUUCCAUGCCUUGCACAAAAAGCUUAAGAAAUGUAUAAAGACUCCAGAAAUCCCUUCUAAACACGUCAGAAACUGGGUCCCCAAAGUCCUGGAACAACGACGGCAAGGCCUGGAAACAUAUUUGCAGGCUGUCAUUUUGGAGAACGAAGAACUUCCCAAACUCUUCCUUGAUUUCCUCAAUGUCAGACACUUGCCCUCUCUACCAAAGGCAGAAAGUUGUGGAUCUUUUGAUGAGACAGAAUCUGAAGAGUCAAGCAAGCUGUCCCACCAGCCGGUGCUGCUGUUCCUCGGGGAUCCAUACGUCUUGCCUGCAGCCAGCGCCUAUUUUGAAUUAGAGAAAAGAAGGGAUAAAGAUUUUCCCAAUGUGGUCAUCGAAGGAGUUCUUCAUGGAAUAUUUUAUUCUCAUCUGCAGCCCAGGUAGAAGCCCUACCUGACUGGAAGAAGCUGAAGCAAGUUUCAGUGUCAAUGGCAAGAACAUCAAUAGCUCGACCAACUUAACUGAAACUCCAUGACACAAUAGCUCUAGCUAGUGGGAAAAUUCAGUCCUCGCUUCCUUCAGAACAGGGACAUUUAUAUUAGAAUGGUGCUUUUAAAAUUAGAAACUGAACCAGGGCAGCAGCUUAUGGCCAAUUGUUGGAGUAAAAAGGAGAUUCCAACAUGGGAAGUCAGGACAAGGAAGCCGCAAUGGAUUACUGGGGGCACCGAGUGUCACCAAACAGGGCCACCUCUGCUUCACCUGCACCAUUUGCUAAUUGGAAAUCAUCUCCUGAGUCCUGCUGACACUGAGCGACUUUGGUGGCCUUUUGUUUGGACCUUGACAACACUCAUCUUUACGUCAUGAGAUUUGUCUCAGUGGGGGAAACCGUAUCCAGGGGUGCUGGCACCAGAAGAGGGCCCUGGAACCCACUGCUAAGUGUGAGGAAAAAGCCAGCCUGGAAAUCCAGUUAUACUGACAGUAGAGUGCACUGAAGAACAGGAUGCUUUUAGUUCCCACUUCAGGGGCGUUGCCUCCCACCUACAGGUUGGCUUCCAGCAUCAGUGCUUGAGAUGAAAUGGGGUGUUGGUGCAAUGCUUGAGAGUCCCCUAGGAAGACACUAUACCGAAAGUCUAGCCUCACAUUUUUUUCCUCUAGUAUUGGAAAGUAUGAGUGCCCCUCUGAAGGCCAGCUGGCACCCCAGUGAAGUCCCAGGAGCCCUUUCCUGUAGGAAGAACACACUUUAAACACUAGCCUCACACUACAAAGUUCUUGUCCCAGUGGGAGUCAGAUGUGAGUUGACACUGGUAGCAGCAGGCACAGACGUACUGUUUGUGUCUGGGUGUCCUCCACGGUGUACAGUCAUGGUGUUGCCACAGGCUUUUGUGUGGCUAUUCUUACAGGUUCCUCUUCGCUGGCAUCAUGUAUGGAUUAAUGUGAGUUAGAUGUUUGAUGACGUCUUCUCUACUGGGUGUCAAACAGAUGGUCAUCUUUUGUAGAAUGUAUGUCCUACCUGUGUGUAUGUACUGAUGAACAUAACCUACUUAUGGUUAUAAAUUUUCAUAAAUUUAAAUGUUGGAGAAAAUGUGUACAGUUGAAAGUAUCAUGUCAUGAAUUUUUAUGAGCAUCUAACCCCACAGAUUGAAAGCCUGCUGCGAACUUUUGAAGAUACGUUUUUACGAUUGAUUGUGUAAUUACAUGUUAGAAAUAAAGUAAUCAAGUGUCGUCAGCGAAAAAUAGCUAAAUGGUGAAGUAUUAGAGAUGAUUUUUAAAAUGUUUUUAUGUUACUAGCUAUUUUGAGUUAAAUAAAAAUGAACAAAAGUA